Molecule: messenger RNA, 1231 nt
Organism: Abrus precatorius (Indian licorice)
Lineage: Eukaryota; Viridiplantae; Streptophyta; Magnoliopsida; Fabales; Fabaceae
Product: imidazoleglycerol-phosphate dehydratase, chloroplastic-like
Exons: 8
Coding region: 141-977 (278 amino acids)
Biological process (GO): L-histidine biosynthetic process
Molecular function (GO): imidazoleglycerol-phosphate dehydratase activity
Source: RefSeq, a predicted model, not a curated record
AUAUUAAAUAAACAUCGAAAAGGAUGAUUCGAUGAAGAAAGGAAGGAAAAAAAUAACGAGUCAAACUGAUAUUCCUCGAUUUUUUUAUGUGGAAAAAAAUUUGUAACAUAUUGAGAGUUUGCGUUUGAUUCAUAAUCUAAAUGGAGAUGUCUGCACCACCCUGUCUGUCACGAUGUCCUUCAUCUCUGUUUCUGAAAUCUAGGGUUAGGGUUUUUCAGAGAACACCGAAAUUAACAUGCACACCUUCCCAAGCCGCAAUCUUUUCAGUCAAUCAACUUAAUCUCACUCGAAUGGAUGAUGUUCCCAGAGACAUCUCUUCUGCUGCUUUGGUGAGAGACAACACUUCCGCUACAUCAAUACCUUUGCCUGUUGACUCAGGUGCUAGAAUUGGAGAGGUGAAAAGGGUCACCAAGGAGACCAAUGUAUCAGUCAAAAUAAACUUGGAUGGUUGUGGGGUUGCUGAUAGCAGUACUGGAAUUCCCUUCCUCGAUCAUAUGCUUGAUCAACUUGCUUCCCAUGGGCUGUUUGAUGUACACGUGAAGGCUACAGGUGACACACAUAUUGACGAUCAUCACACAAAUGAAGAUGUAGCCCUUGCUAUUGGAACAGCUUUGCUGCAGGCUCUUGGUGAUAGGAAGGGUAUUAAUCGGUUCGGUGACUUCUCUGCUCCACUUGAUGAAGCAUUAAUACACGUUUCACUGGAUUUGUCUGGCCGACCACAUCUAAGUUAUAAUUUGGACAUACCGACUCAGAGGGUUGGGACAUAUGACACUCAGUUGGUGGAGCAUUUCUUCCAAUCCUUGGUGAACACAUCCGGGAUGACACUUCACAUUCGGCAGCUUGCUGGAAAAAAUUCUCAUCAUAUCAUUGAGGCAACCUUCAAAGCUUUUGCUAGGGCUCUUCGACAAGCAACAGAGUGUGAUCCACGUCGCCAUGGAAGUAUACCAAGUUCAAAAGGGGUUCUGUCUCGUAGUUAAAAUCUCCAGCGGAUGGUUCUCCAUUGUUCUAAAGGUAUUUGCAUUCUAAAUGGUCGCUAGUCCAGGCUCCAAAUUCCACAAUGGCAAGUCCUUCGAUGUCGUGUGAUGAUAAAUCCCCCAUGCUGUGGCCAGUAUUUUUUUACAUAAGUUACUGCCCUCUGUAAACAAUAUUGUUGUACGUACAUUUAUUCUAGAAAUAAAAAUAAAUUUUCUAAUGUUUUACUUUUGUACCUCUUUUAAUAAAGAUAUUAAAU